Molecule: messenger RNA, 1455 nt
Organism: Camellia sinensis
Lineage: Eukaryota; Viridiplantae; Streptophyta; Magnoliopsida; Ericales; Theaceae
Source: RefSeq, a predicted model, not a curated record
AUGCGUCGCAAUUCUGUAUACAAUAUGAUUCUCAAUGAGUCUGACUCUGAUGAUGAGUUAGAGAUAGUUAUAGUAGCCAAAAUGGAGGAAGAAUCAAGAUCACGUCAACGUCGUGUGUUCAUUAGGCGUAAUACUUUACAAGGCCACCAAAGGCUUUUUCUCGAUUAUUUUACUGAAUCACCAAUAUAUCCCCCCAAUGUAUUUCGAAAAAGGUUUCGAAUGAAUCGUUCUCUUUUUCUCCGUAUUCAUUCUACACUAAAAGCUCAUGAACCGUAUUUUGUUCAAAAAAGAAAUGGUGCUGGAGUGCUUGGUUUGUCUUCCUACCAAAAGAUGACUGUUGCACUUAGAAUGCUCGCUUAUGGAGUAGUGGUUGAUUUUAUGGAUGGAUAUGUAAGGAUUGGAGAAAGAACUGCAAUGAAAAGUUUAAAAAAAUUUGUUAAAGCGGUGGUUACAAUUUUUUCUGAUGAGUAUUUGAGAUCACCAAACAAAAAUGACAUUGCUAGAUUGCUAACAAUUGGCCAAAGUCAUGGAUUCCCUGGGAUGUUGGGGAGCAUUGAUUGUAUGCAUUGGAAAUGGAAGAAUUGUCCAACUGCGUGGAAAGGGCAUAUUCCUUCUGUCAAUUACUUAAUCAAUGGUAAUGAUUAUACAAUGGGAUACUAUCUAGCAGAUGGUAUAUACCCACAGUGGUCAACAUUUGUUAAAACAAUUCCAUCUCCGCAAGGAAAUAAGAGAAAGCAUUUUACUGCAGCUCAAGAGUCGGCAAGGAAAGAUGUAGAACGUGCUUUUGGAGUUCUUCAAGCACGAUUUGCAAUUGUACGUGGACCUGCACGUUCUUGGGAACGUAAAACACUAAAGAACAUUAUGAAGGCAUGCAUAAUACUACAUAACAUGAUUGUUGAGGAUGAGCGAGAUGUUAAUGAAGCAGAAGACUACGACUAUGAACAAAUUGAAGAAAAUCCCAAUGUAUCUGUUUCACAUGAGCAUACAACUGAACUAAUGGAAUUCAUUCGAUGCCAUCAUUGCAUUAGAGAUAGAGAAACUCAUUCUCAACUACAAUCGGACCUCGUCAAGCACUUGUGGGUUUUUGCUCUGGUUUUUGCUGAUUUUGCUGUUGAUGUGUGCUGUGCUGCUGGAUUUUUUGCUGUGUUGUAUGCUGUUCUUACGGGUGCUGCUUAUGAAGAAGUGCUGAGUGAAUUGGAAUAUGUAAAGCAAGAAUUGAGUAAACUCAAGGUCGACAUGGCUUCUGUUUUGGAAGAGAAAAAUCGUGCUGAGAAGGAAAUUGAAGUGUUGAAUUCAAGACUGACGUCAUAUUCAAGCUUUGGAGAAGCGCUUAAAAAAGAGAUCGAGGAGGUUAAUGAAGAACAAGUGAUGGUAGAAUUGGCUUGGAUUGAGGCUGUGAAAGAGUUAGGAGUCAUUCAAGCUCAAAGAAAAGAGGAAGAAAUGAAAACAUGUUAG